UAUGUGAGCAAGUGCAGGUCACACGUUUGCGGCAUACAAUUUCGAUACAUUCACUCAUGUCAAAUUUCCUAUUCAGUGGACUUUACGCCGCAUGCGCGUAGAAACUGUCAAAAUUAAUUUUCUGUAGAAAUUUUCGGGGCCGUGUAUAAAUUUUCUUCGAAAUAAAUAUAACAAAAUUGUGAUGAAGUUUUUGUAUUAAGUUUAUUAAUAAGUGUUCGCGAAAAGACUGAUAUAGAAUAAAAAUUAUAUAAAAAUGAGUGAAAAAACGCCGGCGAUGGGUUUGGACGCUAUUUUGGCGGAGUUGGGUGCAUUUGGAAAAUAUAAUAUAAUCAACUACACUAUUCUUCUAUUGCCUGUGUUAUUGGCGGGAAUGUUCGGCGCUGUAUAUAUUUUUGAAGCUCCAGAUAUUAACUACAGAUGCAAAAUCCAUGAAUGCGAAACGCUUUACAACGAAACUACAUGGCUAGAAUACGCGAUACCGAAAAAGGGUGAAAAGUUUUCAAAAUGUGAGAGAUACCCUAUAAGAAGUAAUUUAGGCAUUGAAAAUAUGACUUGUAAGGCUGAAGAUUUUGAUACGUCGGUAAAAGAAAAAUGUUCAAGUUUUGUUUAUAGUGACGAAGACUCCGCAGUCAAAGAUUUCAACCUAGGAUGUCAAGACUGGAAGCGAACGUUCCUAGGGUCAAUGCACAACGGCGGAUUCUUCGUCGCACUGCCCCUGACCGGGUUCAUAUCAGACAGAUAUGGUCGAAAACUUGCCCUGGCUAUCUCUUCGCUGUUCAAUGGGUUAUUUGGUAUCCUGAGAUCAUUUUCUGUGAAUUACGAGAUGUUGCUUGCAUUCGAAUUCCUUGAAACCGCUUUCGGAGCGGGCGCAUACACCACCGCCUUUGUGUUGGCUAUGGAAUUAGUAGGACCAAAGGGCCGUGUUUUUGGAAACACUCUCAUAAACAUAGUGUAUGUCUGUGGAGCGGUGACAAUGGCUGGACUGGCUUGGCAGCUGCAAAACUGGCGAUAUCUUCUAAGAGUCAUUUACACCCCAGCACUGUUCAUAGUCUCAUACAUAUGGAUUUUAAACGAGAGUGUUCGAUGGCUACUGAGCAAAGGCCGUCAAGACGAAGCUGUAAAAAUUUUGAAGAAAGCCGCUAAUAUUAAUAAAGUUGAUAUAAGACCGGAACUUUUUACAACACUAUAUGAACUAGAAAGUCUAUCUCUAAACAGCAAUGAAAAGGAUAAGCUUGAUGAGCCGAUACAAGAAAUAAAGCCAAAAGAAACAGCUACUUUUGCCAGUGUUAUGAGAUCCAGUAUAAUAAGGACUAGAUUGUUUGUGUGCUCAUUUCUAUGGAUAACAUGCACUUUGGUGUACUAUGGGUUAUCAAUCAACUCAGUGUCAUUAGCUGGGAAUCAGUACGUUAACUUCAUGUUGGUGGUUUUAGUGGAAAUCCCGGGGAAUAUAGUGUGUUUGAUGGUGCUGGAUAGGUUCGGGAGGAAGAAGCCGUUGAUUAUAACGUACGUGCUGAGCGCUUUCCUGUGCAUCAGUUUAUCUCUGAUACCAGCUGGUGGUUGGUCCCUCACAGUCUACCUCUUGGGCAAGUUCAGUAUAACAGUAGCAUACAGUUCUGUCUACAUCUACGUAUCGGAAGUCUUCCCAACUAGCGUGAGGCAGUCACUGCUUGCUGUAUGUUCGACUACAGGCAGGAUCGGUUCCACGUUGGCUCCACAAACUCCUUUACUUGCCAAAUACUACGAGCAACUUCCAGUAAUAUUCUUCGGCAGCAUGGCGCUGACGGCUGCUGCUCUCGUCUUCACGUUACCAGAAACCAUCAAUGUUCAGCUUCCAGACACAGUGGAAGAAGCCGAAAGACUCUCAAGAAGAGAACCAGAGAAGGGUGUCGCGUAGUUUCAAAAGUUUUAACAUUAUCCCAUCACUAACCCAUACGAGUAGCUCUAUUAACCGCCCGGUUAUACGAGUCGAAUCAUUGGAGGAAUGUGCUGCUAUUGCAUUUGCUUUCUUACAGCGCACCCUUUCUUCUUCAUUCUACGCUUGGGCUACCUUUGUGUGAAAAGGAUUUUAGUUAAAGUUCAGAUGUGCUACUUUAAAGUCACUGUCAUAAGGCCUUGAACUCUUUAUAUCUCCAUCACACUCAAGAUUUGAUAUCAUUUUUACGGUUCUGGGUUUUUUGUUUUUUAGAAAGUGUGUGCUACAAACUCACAAAUAAAAACAUAAUUAAUGUGAACCAACAAAGAGAGGACAUAACAGAGACUAACACUAAGAGAACUUAAGCCAUGAUAUUCUUAUAUGCCCUCAUAAAUUUCUUAUUGAGAAAAAAAUAUUGUUAUUUUUAACAAGCGCUAUCAUUUUAUUAUAACUAAAACAUUUGAAACUUGCGUUUUUGUAAAAUUGUGUCUGUGUGUAUGUGUGUCC
Molecule: messenger RNA, 2419 nt
Organism: Amyelois transitella
Lineage: Eukaryota; Metazoa; Arthropoda; Insecta; Lepidoptera; Pyralidae
Product: organic cation transporter protein
Exons: 6
Coding region: 254-1894 (546 amino acids)
Biological process (GO): transmembrane transport
Cellular component (GO): membrane
Molecular function (GO): transmembrane transporter activity
Source: RefSeq, a predicted model, not a curated record